Molecule: messenger RNA, 1832 nt
Organism: Nanorana parkeri
Lineage: Eukaryota; Metazoa; Chordata; Amphibia; Anura; Dicroglossidae
Product: interleukin-1 receptor-like 2
Exons: 10
Coding region: 12-1694 (560 amino acids)
Biological process (GO): signal transduction
Molecular function (GO): interleukin-1, type I, activating receptor activity
Source: RefSeq, a predicted model, not a curated record
AGGUCCAUACAAUGUUGGGACAGCUAUUUAUUUUUGUAUUUCUUAUUAGUCCAAGCCUGUCGUGUUCACUGUCAGAUUUACAAGGUAUUCCUGAUGAUGAAAAUCCUGAAGUAGCUUACAUUCCUGACGGAGAGCCAUUUUUUGUCAGAUGCCCACAUGAACCCCCAGAGUCCAAAAAAAGUUACAACAUUACCUGGUUUAAAAAUGGUUCACACACAGAAAUUUCUACAGAUAUACAGUCAAGAAUUCACCAAGACAGGAACUACCUGAUUUUUUUCCCUGGAAGGCUAGAAGAUUCAGGUUUCUAUGUAUGCUUUUACCGAGAUGCCGAAAAAUGUUGGAAGCAGCUUUUAAAAGUAGACGUGUUUCAAAAUGAUAAUGAUUUAUGUUAUAAAAAGGAAGCUUUAUACAAGUAUGACCCAAUUUUUGACGGAUCGCUGACAAUCGAAUGUCCAUUUGUACCUGACCUUGUCAAUUCUGGGACCGCCCAGUUCUUCUGGUUUAAGGAAUGCAUGCCCUUGGAUCUGACAACUGACACGACAAAAUAUUUUAUUUCAAACCAUAAACUGAACAUUGAUAACGUGACACCACAAGAUAGUGGAUACUACAAAUGUGUAACUUCACUUACACACAAUGAAACCAAAUAUAACAUCUCACGUUCCAUCAACUAUACAAUACAUGCAAUGCCACUUGUGAUAAAGCCCAUUAUAUCAUAUCCAACCGGUAACUUCAUAGAGGUGGAGUUAGGUGCUCCUUUUACUGUAACCUGUGCAGCUCUAUAUAGUGAACACGGUACCUUGUACUGGACGUUCAAUGAGUCCUAUAUUAAUGACUUUUUUCAAGAUGGAAGAGUAACAGAGGGACAAACAUAUGAUUCAGUCAACGAACAUGGAGACAAGAUGAUAUGCCAAAAUUUAACCUUUUCAAGUAUCAAAGAAGAAGACUAUGGUAUAGUGGUUUACUGUAACGUCAGGUCUUUCCCAGAAUAUACUCGGGCGUAUUUCAUACUGAAACAACCAGGUCAUAAUUGGCAGGGAUUCUUGAUUGCAUUCUUUGUGACAGCAGCAUUUUGUACUGUUACCACCAUCAUCAUCAUUAAAGUUUUUAAAGUUGACAUCGUUUUAUGGUACAGGAGUUCCCGUUUUUCCCAUCCACACCAAAAUGAUGGCAAGAUAUACGAUGCCUACAUUAUGUAUCCAAGAAAUGCCAUAGGAAACUCUGCAUAUGAUAUGGACUUAUUUGUGCUUAAGUUGCUUCCUGAAGUUCUUGAAACCAAGUGUGCUUAUCGACUAUUUAUUAUUGGAAGAGAUGAUUUACCUGGGCAAGCAAUGGCAGACCUCGUCGAUAAGGCCAUUUCACAAAGUAGAAGACUGAUCAUUGUCCUAGGACAAGUUUCUAAUCAAACUAAUUUUGGAGAAGACUUUGAGCAAAAAAUUGCCAUGUAUGAUGCUUUAAUACGGAAUAAAACAAAAGUAAUAUUGAUCGAGAUGGAAAAAAUAACAGAUUACACGUUCGUGCCAGAGUCCAUUAAAUAUAUCAGACAGAAACAAGGUGUUGUCCGAUGGAAGGAUACAUUUACGGAAGCUUCGCUUUCUCGUAACACAAGGUUCUGGAAAAAUAUACGAUACCGGAUGCCUCCAGUUCCAUGCCAUUCUGACGAAGAUUUUGAUUUCAUACCUGCAGAGCGUGUAUGACAAUGACAUGGCAUUCUAUCAACUGAGACAAUUCUGACUUAUAAUAUCUGUCCAGUGUGUUAUAAAUACUCAUUGUAUAUCUACCUCCUUUCAUUUACAGUCAUACUAAGUAAGGCUUCUCUCUGUUCCUAGUUAGUC